This is a messenger RNA of Colias croceus (clouded yellow), 2289 nucleotides long. Its product is annotated as bromodomain-containing protein 4-like. Bases 177 to 1727 code for a protein of 516 amino acids. The record is from RefSeq and is a predicted model, not a curated record. The transcript has 6 exons. NCBI's taxonomy places the organism in Eukaryota, Metazoa, Arthropoda, Insecta, Lepidoptera, Pieridae.
UGAAAAAUUUUAAAUUAAUCGAACCAUUUUUAGUGGUUACGAUAGUUCGUUAUUCAAAUAACUAUGUGCAAGUUGGUUAGAUUCUUGCUAGUUAAUUCAUAGUAUAAUUUCUACUACAAAGUAAAAACUUUAUUAAUAUUAUAUGUAAGUAAUGCUGGCAUUUUAAACACAUCAACAUGGCAUUUAUUGUUGAAAAAGAAAAUAACUUCGUCAUAGAUACUCCGGAUGGAGAAGAUGAUUCCCUAUCUAACAUUAUAGAACCUGUUCGAAGAUAUAACAGAGAAAGUGGAUUAGAUACAUCUUGGGAUCAGAGUAUUUACGUUUCAUUUCAAGACUCAAAGGAUUGUGAAAAUAACAAAACACCGCCAUUCGUAACCAUAAUUAUGCCUGACGUAAGUUCUGAAGGAAGCAGGACGAAUAGUUCUACACAGACUGAAACAACUGUACAAGAUGACAUUAUGGAUAUAAAUUUAUCUUUUAAUAAAGAUUAUAAUGAAUAUGACCCGGAGGAAUCGACGUCCACCGAGAAUACAGCUAGGUCUAAGAGAUUUAGACAAGAGACUCAUGACGAACACAGGAAUUUGCGCCCGUGCAAAAAGAUUAAAUCAAUCGAGUCCAAUACAUCAAGCGCGUCAGAUCUUACAGAACCAAAAAUACAUGGAACAUCAAGUUCGUCAAAUCGUCUCUGUUCAGAAUCAGAAGCUUCAUUUAAAUCGGUUAAUAGCAAUUAUUCAUUUAAGACCCGAAAAAGACGAAGAAAAUCAGAUACCAGUUUAUUUAAAGACGCGAUUUUUCGGGCUCGAAAACAUGUUAUAAAUUAUUCUGCCAAUAAUACCCCAGCUGGUACUCCUAGGAGAGAGAAGGUUCUGCGACGAAGUAACCGUACGCGCGUUUGGCGAAUAAUGGAAUUAUGUUCAUGGAUCGGAAAAAAGAGCGUACAGUCUAUUACUGGCUUGUACGCGGACAUGUUAAGGGAACCAAUAACUGAAAAGGAGAAUAAAGAAAAUGCUAUCGCAGCAGAAGUGGAGGAAUUAAAAAGAUAUAUACAAGAGAUGGCUCAGACGCAGGCAACGUUGGCCAAAGAGAACAAGUGUAUGCAAGAGCAGAUGAAGAGAAUGAUGGGGAAGAUUGAGGAACUCGAGGGUAAGCUCAGUUCUCAAGAGACCCAACCGCAGAAGCCAUCCUGUCCCCCACCACCUCCUCCCCCGCCUCCCCCUCCCCCUCCGCCUCCUCCACCCCCGCAGAACUCUAAACUACCGGUACGGGCGAAUACGCUGCCCAGAUGCGGAUCAGCUCCACCGCGUAUACCGGGCCCGAGGCUCACCAUUACACCGGAGGAUAUUGCGAACGUGAAAUUGAGAAAAACAAAGAAUAAUCCUGUUCGAGCUAAACCAACACAAAAGGAAUCAAAACAGCCGUUGGUGACGCAACAUUUACUCGAGACGACACGAGCAAGACUCGGUAGAAAUAAACCCGUCGCAGCUUCUACUCCAAAGCAGCAGCUUUCUGAAUUAGAAAAAUGCCUCCUACAGGAGACAUCAGUCACAUCUCUAUACCGGCGGCGAGUGACGCGCGGCACGUUCCGCAGCGCGGAGGAGCUGCGCGCGCGGCCCUACCCCGCCGCGCGGUGCGGCCGCUCGCCGCGAUCCCCACGCACCACUUCGCUCACGCGCACCGUGCAAAUAUCGCCGCUCAAGUUUCCCCUGCUGUGCCCUAAUAAAGAUUAACGUAUUGUCACUUUAAUUCGUCACAUAAGUGUCACUCGCUCUGUGCAGACCAGCCGUUUGAAUAAACCCUUCGUGGUUACAUGAAAAAACGCUACAAAUUUGUUAAUGUCAAACAACGCUAACGUUUAACACCGCUAAAUAGUUAUAGUUACGACCUUAAAAAACCUUUUGUAAAAAACGGAACCAUUCUAAAAAAAAAAAAUUUAGUUCAUACUUCGUAAGCGAAUUAAUUUUCCUUAAUAUUUUCAAAUAAAUAUUAAGAGCGCUAACGUGUUAAAAUUCUAAAUGAAACAUUCAAAUUACUGUUCCAAUUAAGAUAACGUUUGUUACUGCUAAAUGUAAUAGCGGUUUUUAUGUAUUAUUAAAACACAUUUCGUUUUUUCAGCGUUAAUAUACUCUAUAGUACCCUACAUAGUAUAUUUUACAAUGAUUUUACACAAUAUUGUAAAAGAAAAUAAAAAUGUUUACAGACCGAAAUUUAUGACCUAAAUGACAUUUAUUAUGAUUAUAUUUUAUCGAUAUAAUAUUUAAUUUGAGCUUAGCUAAAGGGAAUUUUUUAAUA